AUGCGGUUCACACCCACCUCCCUCUUCGCGACCUUAGCGUCGAUGGCGAUGGCUGCCCCUCGUUUCGACCGAACCAUCAAGGAGCUUGCCCUUCGCCGGAGCCCGGCGCCUGUUCAGGCGACCCCUACUAGCAGUGGCGCGGCCGCGACUUGCACAAACGGCAUACCGGCUUCCAACCAGCACCCCGCCUACCCAAUUAAUGAUUACACGAUAGUUACUCCCGUCGCCGCUGACUGGACUUCUUAUACCGUCAGCCGGGAUUGGUACGACGACCACUAUGUGUCAGGACCGCACAUUAUGUUCUUCUCCCACAAGAGCGACCCGUACGGCCCAUUCAAGUGCCAGUACACAUGUAAUGGCGAAGACAAGUGCACCGCGUACUUUGUCUGGUAUGACAACAUCGACACGAACGAUGAACGCAUGAACUGUGUUUUAUUCGAUUCCAUCAUUCCGACGAAUGUUUUUGUGCCGGCUAACGGCACUAUCGCUUCGGGCGCGUAUGACAAGCUCUGUAGUCCAUCGAUCUGA
Molecule: messenger RNA, 528 nt
Organism: Dichotomopilus funicola
Lineage: Eukaryota; Fungi; Ascomycota; Sordariomycetes; Sordariales; Chaetomiaceae
Exons: 4
Coding region: 1-528 (175 amino acids)
Source: RefSeq, a predicted model, not a curated record